Sycon ciliatum is the source of this 3365-nucleotide messenger RNA. Its product is annotated as ras-related protein Rab-37-like. Gene Ontology annotation, biological process: vesicle-mediated transport. The transcript has 11 exons. Gene Ontology annotation, molecular function: GTP binding; GTPase activity. The record is from RefSeq and is a predicted model, not a curated record. Lineage: Eukaryota; Metazoa; Porifera; Calcarea; Leucosolenida; Sycettidae. The coding region runs from base 523 to 1521 and encodes 332 amino acids.
UUUGUUUUGUUCCAAAAAUACUGCCGCUGCAGUCGGCUAGCCGCACACAUUUUUCCUCCCAGUUGAUUCAAACUAGAAUAAUUCUCCCCGUUGAGUUCGUGAUGGUAUCAUGUCACCGCUUGGGCUCGACUGAACUCCUUGCCGCCCGUAAACGUUGGUGUGAGCUGCGAACAUCACGCAGGGUUUGUUCGUCAACUGAGCGUCCGACUUAGUCCUGGAGUGAGUGGUGCAAGAAAUCACCGCUGUCAAUGGCUGCUUCCAGUACCUAGUGUAGCUGGUGACUGUUUUAGGGUGCGUUCUAGCGACCCAUGCUCACAAGACGACGCUAGAGUAGAGGUUUUCUUUCUCCCUCUCCAAAGAGAAGGCUGCAUUCGUAUGUCGUGUGAGCUAGUGCGCACUACCCUGAACGGUGCAAAUAGAACUUUCGGCUCAUUCGGCCUCCUGACACAGCUAACACGCUGGUAGCAACCACCGUCUGAUCCACUUGCUCCGACUAGCUUUGCUCAGGCAGCUGCUAUCACAAUGUCCAGCACCGGAGAAGAGAUCGCUGCCACAGCAGAACCGGGCGCAUCGGCACUGGCAUCACAGGAUGGUGUGCAGAGCAACCCUGCAGAUCAACUAGUCGAGGAGAACGAGUCUUUGCAAGCACGGCUUACCACUACUAACGCUGAACUGGUACAUUCCUCGGCAAGACUGAGAGAAGUCGAACAUCAACUGGAGGAGCAGGAGAAGAUUUAUUCAGAGGCUGCUGCAGACCAGCAGAAGGACUACAUUGCACAAUGCGACAGCUUGAAAGCGGACAUCGCCUCUCUGACGUCGCAGCUGACUCACCUCAAGAAUGAACUGAGCUCUGCGCCGGUUACCGAUGACAACCGGCCAGCAACCCCAGCGGGUACGAACGUCACGGACGGCCUGCAAAAGAUCCAACGCGUCUUCAAGGUAGUGUUAGUUGGGGACAGCGGUGUGGGUAAAACAACGUUCAUACGUCACCUGUGUCUCGGACAGGAGGCAGCCAACGCUACUUCGUCGACAGUGGGAGUGGAUUUCUACACAAAGCUUAUGACUGUCCAGGGCCAGUGCACGUCGCUAAAGAUCUGGGACACAGCUGGAACUGAACGAUUCCGUAGCAUAACAAAGUCGUACUUCCGCGACGCCAAUGGUGUUCUUCUGGUGUAUGACGUGACGGCUGUGAAGAGUUUUAGCCAUGUCCGACAGUGGAUGGGAGACAUACUGGAAAACGCUGAUGAUCACGUUGUGGUGAUGGUCCUGGGUAACAAGACGGACGUAGUCGCAGAGAGGCUGGAGGAUGACAGUGUUCUCACUAACCAUGGCCGAACGCUGGCUGAUAGUUAUCGCUCUUUGUUCGCUGAGGUCAGUGCCAAGACGGGAGCUGGAAUUGCUGAUGCCAUGGCUAUGAUGAUCAGGGCAAUGCAGGAUGUAGAGGAUGAACAGAUCCGUCGCACCCGGCUAGCUGUGGAUGUGGACAACGAGGGGAAGAGUGGCUCUCGAUCGUGUUGUUAGUAGUGACAGGUGGUCGUGGUGACUCAGGCUGCGGUGUGCAAGGAUCUUUCUUACUCUCACUCUCUCUCUCCCUCACUGUCUCUCACUCACUGUCUCUCUCUCUCUCUCCUUCUCUCUUCUUCUCUCUCUCUCUCACUCUCACUCUCUCUCUUUCUCUCUCUCUCUCUCUCUCUCUCUCUCUCUCUCUCUCUCUCUCUCUCUCUCUCACAUGAUGGUUACCUGCAUAUCAUCCAUGCACAAUGAAAUUGGUUUGCGGUCCGCGAGCACCUCUUCUAUCAACUACAUAUGCAGGAGUACAACGAAUUUUCUGCUGCACCUGCCUGUUGGUUGUGCUGCUUGUGCAUCAGAAGGUGGUGGUUGGUAACAGAGGCAGCAGUGUAGCUGCACUCCCUGUAUCUAUAGCAUCCCGGCAUGUUCUGCUCUCCCAGCAUGUGCUGCUCUCCCAGCAUGUACUGCUCUUGGCUACGUCAACAGUCAUUAGUGGCCUGUGCAUCCAGAGCUGCAAUUGAAUUAUAACACAUGUAGUCAUGUACACUACUUUAGAUGACAUUGACGGUAUAGCCAUGGAAGCUACCCAUGCCACGAACGCAACAUACAGUGCUACAUGUCCUACAGUAACCGUUGUUGUGUCCGUACCUCCACCGACUGCUACAGCGUGCGUACGCCCGUCACCGUCUUGACCUUCGGCUAUCAUCAUUGUGCGUGUGAGUACGUUGUACGGGACAUGGCAUGCGAAACUGUACUCGAUGUGUAAUCAGGCAACCUCAUAAUCCCCGGCUUCUGAAUUCGCCGGCUUUGGUUUCAGUCGUUUUACCGUUCCUGUUUCCGACCACCGGCACCUGAGACUAAACAUAAUCAUUUCACUGUUCUUGUCAAGACUUCUGAUUCUAAUACGAAUAAUGGCCUCGUCAAUCGAUAGAUACCUGCUGAAAGCUCUGCGUCUAUCCAAGUCUAUUUCUACAAACCUGGCUGGCACGUGUAUUGUGAUUUGUUGACCGUCUGUGCUUGAUGGCUGCUGCAGACGCUUCACUAUUCUCUGGUUGGUUUAGGUAACUCCGUCCUAUAAUCAAUUAGGAUUCUUACUCGCUGUGAAACCGCUUUUAGAAGAUUUCACUUGAUGUCACAUUAUACUAGGGAGAACACACCACACAAACACUAGACCGCGUUUCAUCGGCGAGACGAUGGGCGCUGCGACAUCAUGACAUCAUUACGACGCUGAGCUGCUGUGAUGCUGUGCACCGCGACGACAACGCUUGCAACGCCGUCAUGACACCAUUAACUGCCCUGCUAUCAUGCUGUUCACCGAGAUGAUGUCGCUUGCAGCGACAUCUUGACAUCAUUUAUGGCGCUGCGCUGCUGUGCACCCCAGAUCUGCAUUGCCAAUACCUCGCACGUGCACGUCCAGAGAACGAUGGCGUAAUCUCCAAUACCACCCGGCUGUUUAGUUUUUGGCUGCGCACUCCUCAAGCGGGGCCAUCACCUCAUUCUUGUUUUUGACCUGCUCUUACUUAUCUCAAUUCACAAACAAACCGUUCCAGUCUGAGUUCCCCGGCAAGUGCAAACUUGUCAUCUACUCGUUUUCAGUGCCCUUCUCUUUCCUGAUAGUUUUCGGUUCAAUUCUGGCCUAAAAUUUAAUUUCCGACUCAGUGGAGUUGCCCCCAGUAAUUUAUAGAUGGAUUCAUUUCAUUUCCGUCUUGCCCCAACAGAGAUAAUACCUGAUUCCAAGAAAUUCAUGUCGAUGUCUAAAUUUCCAAUUUUCUGCUUCGUCUUUUUCAAGAUAAUUGAAGAUAAUUAUAGUCAAAUAUUUUUUUCUCCAGUCUCGCAAAUAGCUUGGUGGCUUGUGA